AUGGCGCCGGAAACGCUCGUCACGAGCACUGCGAUCGCGGUUGGUCUCUCGACGCUGAUAUCGCUGCGCUGCGUCGGUCGCAAGCCCCUAUCCGCGGCUGCGCUGCUAGCCGCCGUCCACUGCGCCGACAUCGAGUUUUACCUGAGGAUGCUGGUGGUCGAGCUGCUCGCGGCCUGGCGGCGCCAGCGCGCCGACGUGGGAGAGCCCGAUCGCACGCGCUACUGCUGCUGGCCCACCGACCUGGACCACUCGGCGAGUAUGAACCACGCCAAAUACUUGCGGUUUGUCAAUUACGCACAGCGCCAGUUUUGGAUGCGCAACGGCGUGUGGGCGGUCUGCAGGAAGCGCUCGCCGCCGGUCAGGCUCGUCGUCGCCGCCUCGACGCUGCGCGUGACGCGGCCGGUCCGCUGCUUUGAGCGGUUCGCCGUGACCACCCGGCUGCUUGCGUGGGACGACCGCGCCUUCUUCCUGCAGCAGACCCCUAGAUGCAUGGCAGCGCACAGCAGGCCUGUAGACAGUGGCAGCAGGCCUCUGGUUGCCUCGGGGCAUCGCCUUGCAGCAUGCGCCGCACACGCCCCAGGCUUCCGGAAGAAGAGGCACUGCCGCCUAGCCGCCCGGCGGGAGCCCUCGCUCUCAGAGCCCUCGCUCGUCAUCCUUUACGACAUUCUUUACGACAUAUCUCACAUCAUCUUCAACCCGUACACCGCUCAACUCUGCGUCGCCGCCUUCAGCUCCAGACCAGCCAUCACCCUCGCCACGUUACUACCUGGGGUCUGGGCCGCCGGCAAAGGGAAGAAGAAGAAGGAGCCGCCCGUCUAUGCUCUUUAUAUCCCUCGACUCGGACGCGGCAUCUUCAGCUGCUGGGAUCUCUGCGCUGCACAUGGGGCAAUCGGCGGCAGCGGAGCGAUCCACAAAAACCUCUACAACAAACUCUACAGCAAAAUCGCGCUCUACAUCGCUCUACAACGGAGGCGCAUCGUCACGCGGCGGAUGUAG
Emiliania huxleyi CCMP1516 is the source of this 996-nucleotide messenger RNA. RefSeq lists its product as hypothetical. NCBI's taxonomy places the organism in Eukaryota, Haptophyta, Isochrysidales, Noelaerhabdaceae. The transcript has 4 exons. The record is from RefSeq and is a predicted model, not a curated record. The coding region runs from base 1 to 996 and encodes 331 amino acids.